ACGGUCAGCACCGCUAGAUGGCAAUUGCGGCGUGUGCUCGGAGGGACGGGGCAGCCGCGGGACCCGGGGCUGGAUCCGUGAGGGGCUGCCCCGCUGUCCUCCCACCUCCGGCCCCUCCUGCCGCCCGCUGCUCCAGGUGCUCUGCGAGAGCUGCGAGAAGCCGCUGGAGGGGCGGCAGGGUGGGCAUCGCCGCUGGGAUCCCGCUGGCCGCCGGCGUUGGAGGUGGCGUCUCGGCGCUGGACCAUGGUGCUGUGAGGGCGAGCAGACCCUGCCCCUGCCCUGUGCCAGCAUGUGGGCUCCCCCUGGCCACUGGCUGCCCCUGGCCACCCUCCUGCUCUGCCUGCUCCUGCAGCAGCUGGGCAGCAGCAGGGCAUGGAAGCAGCACGCCCCACGCCUUCGCCUCACCUACAAAGACCUGCUGAAAUCCAACAGCUCUCGGCUGCUGCUGGCCUCAGGGGAUGAGAUGGAUUUCCAAACCCUCUUGGUGGAUGAAGACAGAGCCUGGCUGAUGGUGGGAGCAAAAAACCAUAUCUUCCUUCUCCACCUGGACCAUCCCAGCAGAGAGCCUGAGAAGAUUUUCUGGCCAGCCCCCAGGGAGCAGGUCAAGCACUGCCAGCUGGCAGGGAAGAACGUGGAGACGGAGUGUGCCAACUUCAUCCGCCUCCUGCAGCCCUUCAACCAGAGCCACGUGUUCGCCUGUGGCACCGGCUCCUACCAGCCUGUCUGUGCCUUCAUCCAGCUGGGAGCCCGGGGGAAGGGUGCCAGGGCUCCCCGUAUGCAGUUGGUGACCCACUCCUUGGAAUCGGGGCGAGGACGAUGCCCCUACAGCCCCCACGAACCCUUCACGGGACUCCUCAUCGGUGGGGAGCUGUACUCGGGCACCUCCAGUGACUUCAUGGGCAGCAGCGCUGCCUUCUUCCGGACCUGGGUGCACGGGGCCGAGCAGAGCUACAUCCGCACGGAGCAGAACCAGGACCACUGGCUGCACGAGCCCACGUUUGUUGGUGCCUAUGCCAUCCCUGAUACCUACAACCCCCACGAUGAUAAAGUCUACAUCUUCUUCCGUGAGACGGCCAUGGACGCUGGGCAGUGGGAGCAGCGGCACAUCCAUGCCAGGGUGGCCAGGGUCUGCAAGAACGAUGUUGGAGGGAAGCGCAGCCUCAUCAACCGCUGGAGCACGUUCCUGAAGGCCCGCCUGGUGUGCUCCAUCCCCGGGCCCCAGGGCACUGAGACCCACUUCGACCAGUUGGAAGAUGUUUUCCUCCUGCGCACCCGGGACCCCCAGAACCCCCUUAUCUUUGGGCUCUUCACAGUCUCCAGCGGUGUCUUCAGUGGCUCCGCCGUCUGCAUCUACUCCAUGGCCGCCGUGAGAGCCGCCUUCAGCGGCCCCUUCGCGCACAAGGAGGGAUUCGACUACCGCUGGGUGGAAUACAAGGGCCGUGUCCCCUACCCCCGCCCCGGCACGUGUCCCAGCGAGACGUACGACCCGCUCCUGCAGUCCACCAAGGACUUCCCCGACGAGCUGAUCAGCUUCGUGCGCAGCCACCAGCUGAUGUGGGAGCCCGUGUACCCGCAGGGCCGGCAGCCCGUGCUGCUCCGGGUCAAUGUGCCCUACCGGCUGCGGCGGCUGCUGGUGCACCGGCUGGACGCGGAGAGCCGGGAGUACGACGUGCUCUUCCUCGGCACAGAUGACGGCAAAGUCCUGAAGGUGGCCCUGGCCGGCGGGGUGAGCCGCGGCCCCGAGGUGAUCAGCCUGGAGGAGAUCACCGUCACUAAGGUACCUUCUCCCAUCCUGGACAUGAAGUUAUCACCAAAGCGGCAGGAGCUGUUUGUGAGCAGCACCCACGGGCUGCUCCAGCUCUCCCUGUACCGCUGCGAGCUCUACGGCAAAACCUGCACCGACUGCUGCCUGGCCAGGGAUCCCUACUGCACCUGGGACGGCAAGACCUGCGCCCCACACCUGCUCACCGAGAAGAGGCGUGCCCGCUGCCAGGACGUGCUGAAAGCUGACCCGCUCAGCCAGUGCCAGGACACGGCAGAGGGGACAGCCGCGGUGGAGAAGGUGGUUUUUGGGGUGGAGAAGAACUCGACCUUCCUCGAGUGCCUGGCGCGCUCCCCGCAGGUCACGAUCCGCUGGCUGGCGCGGCGCGGCGCGGAGACAGCCCCGAGCGAGGUCAGGAACAACGGGCAUUUCUUGGUGCUGGAGCAAGGGCUGCUGAUCCGCCAGCUGUCGAGGGAGGACGUGGGCACCUACGAGUGCCAGGCGGUGGAACGCUCCUUCUCCCGGCUCCUCACCCGGUACGGCCUCCGCGUCAUCAGAUAUGAGGCCACGGAGCUGCCGCCGUACAAACGGAGCAGGGGGGUUGAGCCGGGCGGGACCCACCAGAGCCCCGGGCCCCGGAUUGACCUGCACCCGGGCUCCAAGGGCUUCCCGCGGGCCCUGGGGGCACCGGGCACCAGCCUGGACGCCUACUGCAAUGCCCUGCGGCUGCAGGAGCGGCAGCGGCAGCGAGCCUGGCACAGGUGGCAGCACCCGUCCCCCGACAGCAAGAACGGCCGGGUGCGGAGGCACCCGCAGCGCCUGUGAGGGGCAGAGGCAGCCAGGGCUGCCCACAGCUCCCCCCGGCCUCUCCAGGGCCCUCUCCUCGGCUCCAGCUCCGGGACACCUCUCUCCUGCCCGUGCAGAACCGCCUCGCUGUUACUACCUCAAGCCCCGCCAGCCCCGCGGCCUCUCCGCGCCCCACGGGGCACCGGGGCCAGGGCACGCAGCCCCUGCCGCCUCUCCGAGACUCAGAGCUAUUUACCUGCAGAAUAUUUAUUUUCCUUGCUUUCCCCUGGCCUUGACUGAUGAUCAGCAGCAGCAAUAAGCGCAGGGGACAGGGAAGGGCAAGGGCCAGCUGUCCCAAUGGUUCCGUGACUCCCGCAGCACCCAGCCCAAGCAGGGCCGGCCGUGUGAUGCCUCCCUCUGCUCUGGAGGUGGCAGAAUGUUCACCUGGGUGGCUGCCGAGGUGUGGAUGGAGCCCAGGUGCUGCUGGAAGCAGCAGGACACGGUUGCUGGCUGAGGCCAGGCUCCAGGUGUGCAGAGAUGCUCAUGCCCAGCCCAGCUCCAACCCACUUCAAAUGACACCACUUUCCUUUUUUUCAUGUUGACGUUUAUUUUACUGGGAAAAAAGAAAAAAAAAAAAAGAAAAAAAAAAGAGAAGCAACAGGCAGUUAUACCAACUUACAAUUUAUUAUUUUUUUAAAAAAUGACAUGAAACACAAGUAAAAAUAAAUACAUCAUAUAAACAACAAAUUGUUCAAAGUCUCUGUUCUGGGAGAUCAGGCGAGCACAUCCCGUUCGACAGAGAGAAGAGGGAAGCACAUGAUCAUGCGUGGGGCCAACCGACUGACCCACCUGGCUAGCAAUACUCUUUCCAACCACAACAAGACAGGCCACAAACUAAGGCGGUAGUAAAAAAAAGAAAAUAAAAGGAAAAAAAAAAAAAAA
This is a messenger RNA of Taeniopygia guttata (zebra finch), 3490 nucleotides long. It is a transcript of the gene SEMA3DL, whose product is annotated as semaphorin-3D. Gene Ontology annotation, biological process: positive regulation of cell migration; axon guidance; semaphorin-plexin signaling pathway. The record is from RefSeq and is a predicted model, not a curated record. Lineage: Eukaryota; Metazoa; Chordata; Aves; Passeriformes; Estrildidae. Gene Ontology annotation, molecular function: semaphorin receptor binding; chemorepellent activity. Gene Ontology annotation, cellular component: plasma membrane.